UGGCGGCGGCGACGGCGGCGCGGAGGCGAAGGCGGCGGCGGGCGCCUAGAGGAGGGCGAGGCUGGAGGCCAGGAAGGCGGGAGGGCGUAGUGGCAGCCCGUCGAGGCGGCUGAGGCGGGCGGCUGAAGCGGUGGCGCUCGGAGGGGGAACAAAGAGCGGCGGCUGAGGCGGCGGCGGCGCUGCAGCAGCGGGCGGGACUGGUAUGGUGGUUCCACAGGGCAGACCCCGCUGCGCUCACAGGGAGGAGGCGGCGGCAGCGGCGGAGGAAGGCGGCGCACCCCGAGAGGCAUGCCCAAAGAAAAAUACGAGCCCCCUGACCCUCGGAGGAUGUACACGAUUAUGUCUUCUGAGGAAGCAGCAAAUGGAAAGAAGUCACACUGGGCAGAGCUUGAAAUAAGUGGAAAAGUAAGAAGCUUAAGCUCAUCUUUAUGGUCACUGACUCACUUGACAGCUUUGCAUUUGAGUGACAAUUCCCUGUCCCGCAUUCCUUCAGACAUUGCCAAGCUUCACAAUCUGGUGUAUCUGGACCUGUCAUCUAAUAAAAUCCGUAGUUUACCGGCAGAACUUGGAAACAUGGUAUCACUCAGGGAGCUCCAUUUAAAUAACAACCUGUUACGAGUUCUGCCUUUUGAACUGGGAAAACUGUUUCAGUUGCAGACUUUAGGCCUGAAAGGAAAUCCACUUACCCAGGAUAUAUUGAACCUCUAUCAGGAACCAGAUGGAACAAGAAGGCUAUUGAACUAUUUGCUUGAUAAUUUGUCAGGUACUGCAAAAAGAAUUUCAACAGAACAACCACCUCCAAGAUCUUGGAUUAUGUUACAAGAACCAGACAGAACAAGGCCAACUGCCUUAUUUUCUGUCAUGUGCUAUAAUGUUCUUUGUGAUAAAUAUGCGACCCGGCAAUUAUAUGGCUACUGUCCAUCAUGGGCACUAAAUUGGGACUACAGGAAAAAGGCCAUUAUUCAAGAAAUCUUGAGCUGCAAUGCUGAUAUCAUAAGUCUUCAGGAGGUUGAAACGGAACAGUAUUAUAGUUUUUUUCUGGUAGAACUGAAAGAACGUGGCUAUAAUGGAUUCUUUAGUCCUAAGUCUAGAGCUAGGACAAUGUCAGAACAAGAAAGAAAACAUGUUGAUGGCUGUGCAAUAUUCUUCAAGACAGAAAAAUUUACUUUGGUUCAGAAACAUACUGUUGAAUUUAAUCAGCUAGCAAUGGCAAAUUCAGAAGGGUCUGAAGCUAUGCUGAACAGAGUUAUGACAAAAGAUAACAUUGGAGUUGCAGUACUUCUAGAACUUCGAAAGGAAUUGAUUGAAAUGUCAUCUGGAAAGCCUCAUCUUGGAACAGAAAAACAACUAAUUCUUGUGGCUAAUGCUCACAUGCAUUGGGACCCUGAAUACUCUGAUGUGAAGUUGGUACAAACGAUGAUGUUCCUCUCAGAAGUGAAGAACAUUAUUGAUAAAGCUUCUCGAAACCUUAAAUCCAGUGUAUUGGGAGAAUUUGGAACUAUUCCACUUGUGUUAUGUGCAGAUCUUAAUUCUUUGCCAGACUCUGGUGUUGUAGAAUAUUUGAGCACUGGUGGAGUAGAAACAAAUCAUAAAGACUUUAAGGAACUGAGAUAUAAUGAAAGUCUUACAAAUUUCAGCUGCAAUGGGAAGAAUGGAACAACCAAUGGAAGGAUCACUCAUGGUUUCAAGUUAAAGAGUGCCUAUGAGAGUGGCCUGAUGCCUUACACGAAUUAUACAUUUGAUUUCAAGGGUAUAAUUGACUACAUCUUCUAUUCCAAACCUCAGCUGAACACUUUAGGCAUCCUGGGACCUCUGGACCACCACUGGCUGGUUGAGAAUAACAUCAGCGGCUGCCCACAUCCACUCAUCCCCUCUGACCACUUCUCACUUUUUGCACAACUGGAGCUCUUACUGCCUUUCCUGCCCCAAGUUAAUGGCAUUCACCUUCCUGGCAGGAGGUAGUUAAGUACCUUCAGAGGACAACCUCGAUUUACUUGUAAACUCGUGAAAAUCUGAAUAUAGGGGAGUGAGGUAUGGCCACUAGGGAUUUUUUUUUUUUCCUAAUGAUGAUUUGAAUUUUCAAUCUGAUUAUUUGAUAAGGAUACAGUAUGAAAGCCAGGUGCUAGCAACAGACAAAUUCUGAGCCCAAUAUGCUUUAUAUACUGUUAGACAGGGAUUGGUGUGUUUGCACCUAUCUUUAAUUUGUUACAAGAAAUUUUCCUGUUUCUUCAAUAUAAUAUUUUCAUGCCUUGAAACAGGAAAAUGUUUGAACAGCAUAUUCUUUUUGCACAGAGAUCUGUAGCACUACUUUUUUGAGGCCAGUAGUAACAUCCAGAGACCAUUCUUCCGUACUUGACUCUCUCCUUUUUCAGACUUGUUUGUAAAAUAUAGAAUUUGAAUUUAGCCUUUAUGAUUGUAUAUGAUCCACAGAAGACCUGAUCUAUGAAAUUUUGUACUAAAAAAAUCAGAUUUGGAAAUGAUUGUAUUGUAAACUAAGGCUAAAUUUUAUUUUAACUGUUUCAUGUGUUAUAAAGGCCAGCUUAUAAAAGAAGCUGCAACAGACUUUCUCUGCUCAUGAUUUGCACUGUUAGGGUUUUGUUAGCCCUUUUGUACUACUUUAUUUUUAAAUUGAGAACAUUGUUCUUUAAUCUAAAUCUGCUUAAACUUUAGAACAUUUUCUUGGACCAGAGGCAACUUAUUCAUGAAUUUCUGAAUUUUUAUGAAAACUAUCUACCAGGACAGAUAAGCUGAACAGUGAAUGGAUCUGUAGGCAUUUAUGGCUUGAAUGUAAUGGUUGGUAUAUGUACAUUCUGAUAUUUUUAAAUCUUUAACUUUUUUAAGUUAAAAAAAUUACAGCUGCUUAGGUACAGCUUCUUAACUGUUUUUUGAGACACUUCCUGUCCUAUCUCCACUGUGCCUGCCUAAAUUUGUUCUCACCAAGCACUGCCUGUGCAUGCAGAGAAAAUCUGUGCAUCCUCUUUUAUAUUUUUAAAAUCCUGUUUAACAUUUGUGAGAAUUUUAUGAAAAUGCUUUUGUAUGAGCUGUGGCUUUUUCCCAUUGUGAAGCAUUGGAUAUCCCAUUUUGGAACAUGUUCAUAGGGUGGGUCCCUGGAUCUUUGCUCACCAGACCCAAGCACUGCUUCUUGGUGUCAUUGCACAGUGCUGCUUGUCACCCAGAAUACUACUAUCAUGUGAAUUCUUUUUGUUAUCCAUGUAUUCCUUAGUCUCUCUUUUUUUUUUUUUAAUCAUUCCCUUUUUUAAGAAAAAGUAAUUUUCCAUUUAUGAAGCAGUAUAAAUUAGAUGCAUUUUCAAAACGGGUCCCUAAGACAAUUCUUCAGAUCAUUUUUAAAGUGACUAAGUCAUUUUAGUAUGUCAACCAAGAUAAAAGUUAUAUUGUACCCUGUAUUUUGCCCAUAGUGCCAUUAGUAGAUUAGAGAUUAAAGCCAGCUUUGACUUUGCAAAGUUAACUUGUAUAUGUUCUGUUCUCAUUCAUUCUUCUCUCGAAAAUCAAAUGAAUUCAGAGGGAGCUUGGUCUAACUGCUUUUGUUUCAACUGCAGGCAGGGGAGCAAAAGGGCACCAUGUGAGCAUUAAGAAAAAAAUAGUUAUUAGCAAUUUUUAUACAGAGAAUGAGUCAUUUUGGAUAAUGACUUAAAAUUUUAUGAAAAAAUGUUCAGCACUUAAAUGUGCUUAUUCUGUUUUUAAGAAAAAAUAAAAUUACAUGCUGUUUAAAUAAGUGAUUCUUUUUUUUCCCCCCCUCCCGUUCAGAAAAUUCUCCAAAAGCUUUUAUUCUUGAAUCUUUGUCUUGGACCUGGUUUUUCCUUUGAGGUUUCUUUUCUUUUCUUUCUUUUUUUUUUUUAAGAUUUCGUUGUGAUGUGUUUUUUUAUAUUUUGCUUUUUGUUUAAGUUGUGCUGACACCAAACACAUCCAGUUUUAUAAUCAGUACAUUGGAAAGCUGGUAUUGAUGUAGAACCAGUGCAUAACUUUUUGUGGGUUUUUUUUUUUGGUAAAGUGUGAAUAAAAGGUGUGUUUACUCAUUUUUCCUAAACACUGUGUUGGUAAUGUGCAUCAUGACAAUUUCCAGUGAGGGUGAGCUGGAGCUGGUUGGACUGAGACUGAGGAAGCCACUUUUCCUAUGAUCUGCAUUAUGUAAUCACAAGUCCAGAGAGCUUUAUGGAGGAGGGAGGGAUGGAGCACUUACUCAUUUUGUAUUUGUUAAUGGAGGAUGUAAUCUUUUCAUAGAUGCUGGAACUAGAGUGCACUUGUUAGAUGCUAAAGGUUUGAGCUUUACACAAAAUGUUUUCAUCUGUAUUUGUUAUUGUCUGCGGUAUAUUUGAAUUUUAGGGCAACACAUUAAGAUACAAUGGCCUGUUAUGUCUUGAAAAUACUUGUUUUUGCCUCUUCCAGUCAUACUGCAUUCUGUGGGUCAGUUUGAACAGCUUCUCCACCUUAUUUGGAUAGUGAUAAAUUGAACCAAGAGUGUAGAUUUACAACUGUAACCUUCAAAAGAGAAAGAAAUAUUUGGGGUCUAUAGAGAAUAGUCAUACCAAAAUAGACUAUGAUACUUUUGUUAAGCAAGGUUUUGUGUUUUAAAUAUUUUCUGUGUCCUGAAUAAUUUCUAAUAAUCCACAUUCCCUAUAAUGCAAUAAAAACUAGUAUAUUUUCA
Molecule: messenger RNA, 4663 nt
Organism: Lemur catta (Ring-tailed lemur)
Lineage: Eukaryota; Metazoa; Chordata; Mammalia; Primates; Lemuridae
Gene: CNOT6
Product: CCR4-NOT transcription complex subunit 6
Exons: 12
Coding region: 289-1962 (557 amino acids)
Biological process (GO): nuclear-transcribed mRNA poly(A) tail shortening
Cellular component (GO): CCR4-NOT complex; cytoplasm; nucleus
Molecular function (GO): poly(A)-specific ribonuclease activity; protein binding
Source: RefSeq, a predicted model, not a curated record